This is a messenger RNA of Darwinula stevensoni, 451 nucleotides long. NCBI's taxonomy places the organism in Eukaryota, Metazoa, Arthropoda, Ostracoda, Podocopida, Darwinulidae. The record is from the annotation of a GenBank genome assembly.
CCAUCGUCACAUCCACUUGAAAAUGAGCUCCGCGAAAGUGCCUUCGGAAAGGAAGAGAUGCCUGACAUUGACUGUUCUGGUAUACUCAUGCGCAGUUCUCCUUACUGUCGUUCAGGCUCUGGAGUACUGGCGGCGGUACCAGACGACAUUGACGGUGACAACUUACCGAGUUGAAGAACGAUGGAGUUUCCCAGCUCCCAAGAUCACCCUCUGCCGAACGCCAUCCUUCAAGAAAGGCCUGGAAUCCAGCUUCGACGAACUCAACCUAUCUUCAUUCACAAAGGCUUUGGGAUUCAGUCCAAAAGAUAUACUUCAAUCUUGCAAAAUCAAUGGUGUCAACGACGCUUGCUUGCCAGAAGAAGCCUCCCCUGGAGACGACAUCUUCCACACCAAAGGCAAGUGUCGAAAACAACGCCACAAGAAAUCACGAAAUUGGGAGCACGAAUUAUAA